AUGCUUGUCUCCCUGACCGUCGGUAAGGUCGACGCAGGAGUCACAGUGCUGCUGACCCCAGACAAGCGCUUGAUCGAGUUCCCAUCCAUCUUGCUGCCUCCCAACAUCUCCUCCGGUAGUAUCGUGGACAUCACCGUUGGCCGCAACACCGCAAAAGAAGCCGCUGCCGAAGAGCAGUUUCGCUCUCUCCAAGACCGCAUCUUGCAGGCCUUUGGCGCCUCCGAGCCAGCUGCGCCAAUCCUGCGCUGCCGCAAUGCGACGCAGACUUCCGUUGUCCUGGAAUGGGACCCCAUCGAGCUCGCUGCCGCCGAUCUGAUAUCCCUGAGCAUGUACCGCAAUGGGCAAAAGGCCGGCAACAUCCCGCGGCCGCUGGAGAUGCACAGCACCAAGAUCAGUGGCUUGGCUGUCGACACCGAGUACAGCUUCCACCUGGUGCUGCGGACCACUGCCGGGACGCGGGCAAGCGAAAAGCUGGUCGUACGAACCCACAAGAUGACGGAUCUGAGUGGAAUCACCAUCACAACGGGCAUCAUGCCGGCCUCGACGAGGGAGAACCUGACCCGGGCUGUGGAGCGAAUCGGGGCCAAGAUUGUCGACGGCGUCCGCAUCGAUACGACGCACUUUGUCACCACCGAAGGCCGAGGAACGGCCUGGGAGAAGGCUGUGGAGAAUAACAUCCCCGUGGUGCGGCCCGAAUGGGUCACGGCCUGCGAGCAGAAUGGCAGAAUCUUUGGCGUGACCAAGUUCUACCUCGACGUUAUGCGGCCAGGACCCCCCAGCGAUGACCAGCUGCCU
Molecule: messenger RNA, 795 nt
Organism: Trichoderma atroviride IMI 206040
Lineage: Eukaryota; Fungi; Ascomycota; Sordariomycetes; Hypocreales; Hypocreaceae
Biological process (GO): conjugation with cellular fusion; Golgi to plasma membrane transport
Cellular component (GO): trans-Golgi network; exomer complex
Molecular function (GO): protein dimerization activity
Source: RefSeq, a predicted model, not a curated record